CUGCACCUGAGAAGCGAGCCCUGCCGAGGGCAGGUGUGACCGCAGGGCUCUUCCCAACAGCUGUUCCCCGAAGUGCUGGACGCCCUGGGCAGCGCACAGCCGGCCGCCGUGGCCCUGGGCCUCAUGAAGCUGACGGCGCUGCUGGAGCGGGCGCUGGGUGACGUCUUCCUGCUGGUCGGGAAGGAGUGCCCCUUCCUUCUCCGGGACCUGCUGGCGUCGGGGGAGCUCGCGCAAGUCUUCGGGCAGCCUGUGAUGAACGUGCUGCGCGUCCUCCUGGGCUCGCCCCGCGGCCUCAACCUCCGCAACGUCCUGUGGCACGGCUUCGCUGCCCCGGGGGAGGUCCCCGCCAAGUACUGCUCCACGGUGCUGCUGCUGACGGCGGGGCUGGGCCAGCUGCUGCAGCGCUUCCUCCGGCAGAACCCGCGGCCGCUGGCGCCCCGGCCCCCCAGGACUCUGGCCCUCGGCGAGGACCUGAGCGCCUGCCCCGGCAAACCUGGCCUCUUCCCCGCCGCGGGGGGAAAUGUGCUCCGCUCCUCGGCGGCACGGGCCUGCAGCCGCGGGCGGGCGCUCGGCGACCGAGGAGGCCGGGCAGCUGACCACUCUCCCGCACAGUCACCGCGGGGUUCACGGGAUUCCCGAGCACAACCCAGCCGGCCGGGUCGACACCCCCAGGGGACGGUGCUGGACGGCUGUCAGCUGCUUCAGGCCUGGGCGCUGGGCCUCACUGCCCAGGUCGCGCCCCAGGAGUGGCUGGGCACCGCCCGCCCAGCCCCCCAGGUGCCCGUGUCACCCGCCCGCACAGCAGGCCCAAGUGCAGGGGCUGCCCAUGCCAACGCCCCGACGCCCACCGAGCCCCGCCUCACGGCCCGAAUGCGCCCAACUCCCGGCACCCAGGCUGCCAGGCCAGGCCGGCAGCUCUGCUGCAGGCACAUGGGGCCUGAGGGCCGCAGGGACGGCAGCGAGAGUCCGAGCCCCCUCCCGCCCCCCGCGGCCCAGGCCCGCUGCGUGAGUCGCGCACAGCCGGUCUCGCAGCUGCAGUCUGGCCUCCAGCCGCCCCCCAACUCACACAACGCCCGGAGUCCCCCGUAG
Condylura cristata (star-nosed mole) is the source of this 1089-nucleotide messenger RNA. RefSeq lists its product as uncharacterized. The record is from RefSeq and is a predicted model, not a curated record. Bases 124 to 1089 code for a protein of 321 amino acids. Lineage: Eukaryota; Metazoa; Chordata; Mammalia; Eulipotyphla; Talpidae. The transcript has 6 exons.